UGGGAUUGGAAGCAGUGACGUUAUCCGCUGUCGGAAAGAGGGAGGGCUGGACUCCAUUAAUCCGAACCCUGCUGCUGCUGCUGGGAGAACUGUUUGGGAUACUUCACUUCUUCGGCGACUUCUUCGCGGGUGUGGGAUUUACUUUCUGCUUUUAUCGCUUCUCCAAGACUUUAUUCAUGAUUUAAAAGCAGGAAGAGUUGUUCCGUACCGUGUACUCGACUGUUUUCGUGUCCUGUUUUCCCUCGUCUUUGUGAAGGAUGGCACUGGAUGGGAUCCGGAUGCCCGAUGGCUGCUACGCUGAUGGGACAUGGGAGUUGAAGAUGCAUGUGACCGACCUCAACAGGGACGUGUCUCUGAGGGUCACUGGGGAAAUCCACAUCGGUGGAGUUAUGCUCAAACUUGUCGAGAAACUAGAUGUGAAGAAGGACUGGUCAGAUCACGCCCUGUGGUGGGAAAAGAAGAAGACAUGGCUGCUGAAAACCCACUGGACAUUGGACAAGUAUGGCAUCCAGGCCGACGCCCGGCUGCUCUUCACGCCGCAACACAAACUGCUGCGCCUGCAGCUGCCCAACAUGAAGCACAUGAAGGUUAAGGUGAACUUCUCAGACCGGGUCUUCAAGGCUGUGUCGGACAUCUGCAAAACCUUCAAUAUCCGCCACCCAGAGGAGCUGUCUCUACUGCGCAAACCUCGGGAUCCUAAGAAGAAAAAGAAAAAGUUGGAUGAGGUAGACCAGGAUGAUGGCCUGGAGCUGGAGGGUCCACUGUUGACCCCAGGAUCAGCCUCUGAAAUAAUUUACAUCGGACCCGUCAAAGGGAGCAUCUACUCCAGUCCAGGCUUAUACAGUAAGACAAUGACCCCCACCUAUGACUCCAGAGAUGGUAGUCCUUUGUCUCCCACCUCCGCUUGGUUUGGAGACAGCCCCCUGUCCGAGGGCAAUCCUGGCAUCCUUGCUGUCAGCCAGCCUAUUUCCUCCCCAGACAUCCUGGUCAAACUCUACAAGCCCCAGUCCCUGUUGGACAAAGCCAAAAUCAAUCAGGGGUGGAUGGACUCAUCCAGGUCUCUCAUGGAACAAGAUGUGAAAGAGAAUGAAGUGCUCUUGUUGAAGUUUAAAUAUCACAGUUUCUUUGACCUCAACCCUAAGUAUGAUGCCAUCCGAGUCAACCAGCUGUAUGAACAGGCCAAGUGGGCCAUCCUGCUGGAGGAAAUUGAGUGCACAGAGGAGGAAAUGAUGAUGUUUGCAGCCCUGCAGUAUCACAUCAACAAACUCUCAGUCAUGUCCUCUGACAACCACAUGAAUAACAGCGAGAAGGAAGUAGAUGAGGUGGAUGCAGCCUUGUCUGACCUAGAGAUCACUUUGGAAGGAGGGAAAACAUCCAACACACUGGGUGACAUCACAUCUAUUCCUGAGCUAGCAGACUAUGUUAAAGUCUUCAAACCCAAGAAACUGACGUUGAAGGGCUACAAGCAGUACUGGUGCACGUUUAAGGACAUCACUAUUUCCUGUUACAAGAGUAAAGAGGAGGCACACGGGACACCGGCUCACCAAAUGAACCUGAGAGGUUGUGAGGUAACGCCAGAUGUUAACAUCUCGGGUCAGAAAUUCAACAUCAAAUUGCUAAUUCCUGUGGCCGAUGGCAUGAAUGAGAUCUGGCUUCGGUGUGACACGGAGAAACAGUACGCUCACUGGAUGGCCGCGUGUCGCCUGGCCUCCAAAGGGAAGACCAUGGCUGACAGCUCGUACAACCUGGAGGUCCAGAACAUUCUGUCCUUCCUCAAGAUGCAGCACUUGAACCACGACCCUCAGUUCAUCGAACCCGUCGCCACUGACAUCAACCCAGAGUGUUUGGUGUCCCCACGUUACCUGAAGAAGUACAAAAACAAGCAGCCAGGCUAUGUCAGGGACUUGAUUUCGGCCCGGAUUCUUGAAGCCCACCAGAACGUGGCCCAGAUGAGUCUCAUCGAGGCCAAGAUGCGCUUCAUCCAGGCGUGGCAGUCCUUGCCCGAAUUUGGAAUCACUCACUUCCUCGCAAAAUUUCAGGGUGGAAAGAAAGAAGAGCUGAUCGGAAUCACCUACAACCGUUUGAUCCGGAUGGAUGCCCACACUGGAGACGCCAUCAAGACCUGGCGCUUCAGCAACAUGAAACAGUGGAACGUCAACUGGGAGAUCAAGAUG
Molecule: messenger RNA, 2174 nt
Organism: Austrofundulus limnaeus
Lineage: Eukaryota; Metazoa; Chordata; Actinopteri; Cyprinodontiformes; Rivulidae
Gene: fermt2
Product: FERM domain containing kindlin 2
Biological process (GO): integrin-mediated signaling pathway; cell-matrix adhesion
Cellular component (GO): focal adhesion
Molecular function (GO): integrin binding
Source: RefSeq, a predicted model, not a curated record